Messenger RNA from Serinus canaria (Common canary), 1131 nucleotides. It is a transcript of the gene AK3, whose product is annotated as adenylate kinase 3. Bases 201 to 884 code for a protein of 227 amino acids. The record is from RefSeq and is a predicted model, not a curated record. Gene Ontology annotation, cellular component: mitochondrion; cytoplasm. The transcript is spliced from 5 exons. NCBI's taxonomy places the organism in Eukaryota, Metazoa, Chordata, Aves, Passeriformes, Fringillidae. Gene Ontology annotation, molecular function: AMP kinase activity; ATP binding. Gene Ontology annotation, biological process: nucleobase-containing compound metabolic process.
CUUACGUAAAGGAUCUUUCCUUCCUGCCCCUGAUUGACAGCCGGAGAAGCCGCCGCUGCUGUUCCCAGGGAGGACCGGCCCGCGCUGGACGCCGGUGCGAGGCGGCGCUCCCCGGGAAGGCGGCGCUCCUGCCGCGAUCCUGCCGCGCCCCUGCGCGCCCGCGGCUGGAGCAGCGGGGCAGCGGGGACAGCGGGGGCAGCAUGGUGGUGCCGCCGCUGCUGCGCGCCGUCAUCAUGGGGCCGCCGGGCUCCGGGAAAGGCACCGUCUCCGCUCGCAUUAUCAAGCACUUCGGUGUGAAGCACCUCUCCAGCGGCGACCUGCUGAGGGACAACAUGCAGAAGAAGACAGAAGUGGGAAUCCUUGCCAAGUCCUACAUUGACCAAGGGCAGCUUAUUCCAGAUCACAUCAUGACACAACUAAUGCUGAAUGAGAUAAAGGGUCUAGACCAGUACAACUGGCUAUUGGAUGGUUUCCCCAGAACAGUUGCUCAGGCAGAAGCCCUUGAUAAAGAAUGUCACAUAGACACUGUGAUUGACCUAGACGUGCCAUUUGAGACCAUAAAGUGUCGGCUUACAGCACGCUGGAUCCACCCUGCCAGUGGCAGAGUCUACAAUCUUGAAUUCAGUCCUCCCAAAGUGCAGGGCAUUGACGACAUUACUGGCGAGCCCCUUGUUCAGCGUGACGAUGACAAGCCAGAGACUGUAAGCAAGAGGCUUCAGGCUUAUGAUGCACAAACAAAACCUGUCCUAGAAUAUUAUCGGAAAAAAGGGUUAUUGAAAUCCUUUUCUGGAACAGAAACCAAUAAGAUCUGGCCACAUAUCUAUGCUUUCCUUCAAACCAAGUUGCCAGAUGUAAGCCAGAAAGAUGCUGCCAACCCCAGGUGAAAAUGGGUCAAACUUCUGCUUAUUUGUCAUAGCUCACUCCCAAUUACAUGAGAUUCUGCAAUCAAGGAUUUGUCCAAGUAGUCUACCAGACUCAGCAAUAAUUUAAGUCCAAUGCUGUCCUUAACUUAAACUAUGGUAAAAUUUUGUUGCCUGUGGUUACCACUUCAAUGCUGUAUUUUUUUAUAUUAAAAAUACCUAAUUUUAAAAAUACAGUAACUGUCUUUGACAAAAGCCAGUACUCUUGUGU